Molecule: messenger RNA, 1292 nt
Organism: Drosophila biarmipes
Lineage: Eukaryota; Metazoa; Arthropoda; Insecta; Diptera; Drosophilidae
Product: ornithine decarboxylase 2-like
Exons: 6
Coding region: 33-1253 (406 amino acids)
Cellular component (GO): cytoplasm
Molecular function (GO): ornithine decarboxylase activity
Source: RefSeq, a predicted model, not a curated record
GGUAAUGGGGCGUCAGUUUCAAUUUGAUCGUGAUGACGAGCGGUGCGCCGAAAAUUCAGUACUACGAGCGAGAGCUUAACAUUCGUCGUGUGAUCGAGCAGGCCGACUUGCAGAACUUGGAUCAGGCUCUCAACAUCUGUGAUCUGUCAAGUCUCGAGCGGAAGCUUCGACUGUGGCAAAAACGUCUGCCAAGGAUAGAACCCCACUAUGCCGUUAAGUGCAAUGACAAUCCGGUGUUAGUCAAGUUUCUGGCGGAUCUUGGAACAGGAUUCGACUGUGCCUCCAAAAACGAGCUCAAACUAGUCCUAGGGCUUGGCGUGUCACCAGAACGUAUUAUCUUUGCUCAUCCCUGUCGCCCCGCCAACCAUUUAAAGUAUGCCAAGGAGCAGAAGGUCGUUAAUGGCACGGUGGAUAAUGAGUUCGAGGUGUACAAGCUGCGCAAGCACUAUCCGAACUCCAAUCUCAUCAUAAGGUUCAAGAGCGAGGCCAAGAAGGCGCUGUGCCCAUUGGGCGACAAAUUUGGCUGCGAUGCGGAGACUGAUGCCGCGGCUCUAAUGCUUCUUGCCAAAGCCCUGGAUCUGAAGGUGACUGGCACCAGUUUCCAUGUGGGUUCCGGAUGCAGCGAGGUGGAGGCCUACGAUCGGGCUAUCGAGAAGGCCGAAAACAUUUUUAGCUUUGGCGAGCUGAUAGAUCAUAAGAUGGAUUUAUUAGACGUUGGCGGAGGCUUUCCUGGCAUAGAUGAUGAAUUGUUCGAGAAGAUAGCUACCGUUGUUAACACCUCGGUGCAGCUCCGUUUCCCCGAUGAGCGUGUCCGCAUUAUUUCCGAGCCAGGACGUUUCUUUGUGGAGGCUGCCUACACACUGGUCUGCAAGGUCCACGCCAAGCGAGAGGUCCGCAACAAAAGUGGAAAGCUGGAGACAAUGAUGUACUACCUUAAUGAUGGCAUCUAUGGAGUCUUUGCAGACAUGUUUUACUAUCCUCAGGUGCUUACUCCUGUUCUUUAUCUGGAUGAAUGCAAGUCUCUGCCGAAGUUCAAGUCCGUGAUUUGGGGACCCAGCUGCGAUGCCCUAGAUAAGUUAUCCGACGAUUGGCGCUUGCCCAUCUUGAACUGUGGUGAUCUUUUGGGCUUUCGCAACAUGGGAGCCUACACAAUGCCCAUUGCCAGUCCCUUCAACGGAUUCGACGUGCCUGAGACAAGGUACUUCAAGCAAAGCGACGCAAAGCUCUCUUUCACGCAGGUCUCCACCUCUUAAAGUAAAAAAGUAAUACCCGAAAUAAAAAGCAAGACAAAA